CUGGGCAACCCAAAAUCUUAAGUGCCCGCCGUUUGGUCAAUCCAGGUAACGCUUCCGGUACAAUAUAUCCCAUAAUUCCCGUUGCCACAGCCGCCAUCUUGAAUAUUGUGAUAAACUGAAAGGUGGUAAAUCAAGCGCUUAUACACAAAGAGCGAGGUACAGCUGGAUAUUCGACGGCUCCGUAAUCGAAGACAAAGAGACUUGCUUUUGUUGUCAGUUGAUAAAUAACAUUGUUGCGAAAAUGAGCUCGGAUACGAGAAAUUCUGGUUCAGGGAAGAAAAAAGGCGGAGGAUUUUUGGCGAGACAAGCCAAGGCAAAGUCAAAUGACGCCAAGCGAAGCACAAUGACAGAAGAGGAACUUUUACAGAAAGACACAAUUACGGCCGAGGAUGUGUUGCGGCUGAACAAGAUAACAGAGAAAUACUUAUGCCCACCGGAGGCCAAUGUAUUUGGUAUAGACUUCACUCGCUUCAAGUUACGGGACAUGGAGUCUGGGGCUGUGUUAUUUGAGGUGGCUAAGCCUCCACCCACAGAAGAUGAGGAAGAUGUUGAUAUAGACUCAGAGGAGGUGGAUCCGAACGCGGGACGUUUUGUGCGCUACCAGUUUACACCACAAUUCCUCCGCCUGAAAACAGUUGGUGCUACUGUGGAAUUCAUUGUUGGUGACAAACCGGUGAACAAGUUCCGAAUGGUCGAGCGGCAUUAUUUCCGAGAAAGGCUCCUCAAGAGUUUUGACUUUGAAUUCGGCUUCUGUAUCCCCAACAGCAAGAAUACCUGUGAACAUAUAUACGAAUUCCCAUUGCUGUCAGAAGAUGAAGGUAUGACUCAAGAGAUGAUUGACCACCCCUACGAGACACGUUCCGACAGUUUUUAUUUUGUUGAAGAUCAACUCAUAAUGCAUAACAAAGCAGACUACGCUUACAAUGGUGGGACAUAAUGAUGGCCCGCUCCUCACAGAAUCCAAAAAGGACUCAGUGCCUAGAAUCAUUAUUUAUUUAUUGAUUAAAAGAAUUAUUUGUGAAAAUUUACCUGUGUAUAUUUUGGCUGAAUGGUAGGAAAGAUUUUUGUACGCCAACUGAAGUCUGAAUCACCUUAGGCAGAGUUAUUCCCCCUUAUACAGAACUGUUGUACCUUAACACAGGAGUUUGUCUUGAAUGUCCUUGUGGCCAGUGUAAAGAUACGAUGAUUUAAUAUAACAUGGUUAGCAUCAGUUUCGACCAUCUUUGAAGAUUUAAUGUACUUUUAAAUGGCUAGAAAGGACUAUCCAGUCUUAAACUGGAUGGUGUUAGAACUGGCUUUAAUUCAGCCGGAUGUAUUACUGGUUAUUUUCAUCAGUAGAGACAGACUUUAAUGAUAACACUCUGUCUCUUGUAUUUUCUAUAUAACGUCAUUUAAAAUGAUCACAACAUACUUCCUCCCACCUUAAUGCUGACUGCCGCCAUAUAAGUCUUGAGUACGGCAUAAAAAAGACCAAUCAAAUAAAUCAAUAAAUAAAUCAAAGUCAUACUGCUUACUGUUUGAAGGGGAAUAACUCUAUUGUACGAUUGACACCUUUUCACCUUAUGUGUAGAAAUAGGGCGACUAGGCCCCAGUUUUAUGUUUUAUGUAUAAGGCAUGGAAAAUACAUGCACCUGUCUACAAUAUGAGAGUCAUUUUUGUACAGCACAUAUCAGAGUUAGUUUAUUGUUGUGAGCACAGUUAUUCCCCUCUAUCGGCGUAGUUACGAAGGCUGAUGAGAUGGUGCUGAUGGGAAAAACUCAUCAACACAACAGUUACGCCUACAUUCCAUUCUGAAAAUCUUACAGUUGAGAAGAUUUUGUUUAUUGGAUCUUGUCAAGACAACAUUGCAUUCCUAAAAUCCCAUUCCUGUUUAUUUAUUUAUCAUUAUUAUUUUUUUUUUUUGUCUAUCAGAUUUUCAUAUUUUAAGAUUUAUUAUGUAUGUAGAUAUACUGAAGUAUUGGGACGUGAAUAUUGCUCAAUAGUAAUUUUAGUAUUCCAUGAUUUGCUUAGAACUAAAUACAUUGGGCACUUGUACGAGAUGUUGUUUAAAUUCACUCUUUGUAAUUAAGGCCUGUGGGUUUGUCAGUUGUGAAUUAGGGAAAGAAGUUUCAUCGUCAUGCUUUUGUUGUGGGGUCUCCAUUAUAUCACUUGUGUUCAAAAAUCCGCGGGUUUCAUCAGAGGUCAUCAACAGGUUCAUUUUGCAUCUACGCAGUUCAGAUAUGAGAACAUUCCUGUGCCACACUGGUCAUUAGGUACAAAACAGGUUUUCAGCUACAGAAUUUCAAAAUUAAAACCUGGGUACUGGUAAUUUGCAAACUAAUCUGCUAUCCAGGAGUAUGAGGCAUAGCUGAAUGUUGUUCUGAUAGUCAUCAGGUGCUUGAUUUGUAUAUCUAUGCCACAAUGUAACACCUAUGGUAACUCAUGUGUGGUUUUCUUUCACAGGCCUUGAAAAGAGAAAAUCCUGGUCAUUAUAGGUGUUACACUUGUUCUUCAGUCAGAUGUAUCUAGAUGCAGUUUUGGCAAUUAUGUUCAUAAUUUGAUAUUAGGCUUCAAACUUAAGUGAUUGUGUUGGCCAAAUAAACUGAUAAACUGUUGGCAGCCUGAACAGAAAUAGACUCUCGGUAGGUGACUCUGGCUUUCAAGGCCUUGAAAGUGUGUUUGUUGUGAGAUAUGUCCUUGAAAUGUUAGAUUAAAGUAAUUGUUUUUUCAAUGUUAAAUAGCAUGUAGCAUUAAAAUGGACGGCUAACUAAGCUAUCAAAAUAGCAUCUAGAUGAAAGUUUGUAUUUAAACUUUGUAUGGUCCUUGAGAGUGCUGGAAAACAAAGGAUAUUAUAGGCCCUUUAAAUUCUUUGGAAAACAUUUUCUUCUAUGAGUGGGAAUGAGUGCUCAAAAUAAAGUCUCACAUCAUGUAGGAAAACAACACCAAUUUAAAAUCAAAUAAACAUGUUUUCAAAAAUCAAAUGGAAUACUGGAAAAACUAAAGAUUCUCUAAAUUUCUCUGGUGCUGUGUUUGUCAAACAAGGUCACAGCCACAAAUUCCCGACGUAAAUCCCAACUAGAUAGUCUGUGACGAAUUGCAGAAACCAGCUGCAGAAUACAUACAAUCAAACUUCACAAGAAACUACCAUAAUUAAUAAUCUACUGGCAUUAUUAUGUUUACUGAGUGUCAACUUAGUGAGGUCUGUCAGCAACCUGUGGAUGGUCAUGGGUUUCCCUUUGGGCUCUGCAUGCUUUCCACCCACCAUAAUGCUAGCUGUCGUCGCAUAAGUGAAAUAUUCUUGAGUACGGCAUAAAACACCAAUCAAAUCAAAUCAAAUCAAUUAAAUUAACUUCGUGAUCUCAAGUGUUGUGAAAUCAAUCAAAGCUAACACUUUUUUAUGUGAUAAACAGCAUCCACAUUUCAGAUUUCCCACAGAAAAGCAUGUUCUCUUUUAAAUCAUUAUUUUGUCUGUCAUGCUGAUGUGAAGGCCUUGCCUUAUCCAAAUGUCUAUGUGUACUGCAAUUUCAUCUACUUGCAUCUUGAUCAGACUUGCAUCUUGAUCGGACUUGCAUCUUGAUCAGAUUUGCAUCUUGAUCGGACAUUUUUGCAGACGUAUAACAAUUAAAUUUUUGGAUUUCCCAGAUUUUCAGUCUGUAUGAUGCCUCGCAUUGUCUGUCUGCUCAUUUGACUGUGAGGGCCCAACAUAUUUUAUUUACCAAGGACCAUUCUGAGUGCUGUAAGAUUCCCAAACAAUGGCUCCUCCUCAAAGAAGAACGGGAAUUUAAUCACAUUUAUUUUACUUCUGACAUUCAUUUGUUUGGCAUUGUAACCAUCACAUUUAUUUUAUGAACGAAAACUUUCGAUACAGGCAGAUUAAUUUGUUGAAUAUUUUCUAUUCCUUAUACGACAAAAAUAAUAUUUCAUGAACGUAAUGCUGCAUGAAUGGUGAUAAAGUGUCUAACCAGUUUUUCAUAUAUGUUAUCUACUUAUCAUUUACACAUCAUCCAUACUGUGAAACGUUAUGUUUGGAAUAGUGGGAAAUGCUUUACUCCCAGCCUGCAGUUUAAAUUAUUAAACCCAACAGCCUUUGUGUCAUUGAGAAAGCAUAAUAUACUUUUUUCUUUUUUUUUUCAUUUCAAAUGAAACAUUUGUGAGAAGAACUCUAAAGUGUAUAUGUAUUGAGAUGUUUGAAAAGCCCACCAAUUGCAUCAGUCACAUGAUACAGGAUUUUGUGUCUCAUAUGCACCAGUUUUCUUUGCAUGGUCUUUUUGAAAUGAAACAGAGACAUUGUUCAGAGUUAUGCCCCUUGCUAGUACCCAUGUUAGACCAGGCACUACACACAUUGUCAUAUAGGUCACAUGUUGUAUUUGUUUUGGCUCAGUUGUAUUGUUAAUCAUUUUUGUUGUUCUCAUUUCUUUAAUAUUUAUAAUGACUGUAUUGAUCUCGUCUUCUAUGUUUCAUUUAACCAUCACCGUGAUUUCAUGUUUUAAUUUAUGUCAUUUUGUAAUCAGUUUUUCAUUUUGUAAAACGCUGAUGCCGUUCUGACUUGGAGCAUAACAGUGAUCACUUGGAGUAGGAUGGCAUUUUUUGCAUUUGUGAACAAUCCCUCACAACUACAACUGUGGCACCACCUACUUGAAUAUUUUAACAAAUGUGCUGUGAAUUUGUCCACAUGCUUUGAUGACCAGUGAGCUUAGAUGAGAAAGGAGCAGUCGGUUUUAUCUGAUCUAUAGAUAAAAUAACUUGUUUAUUAGCCUUACAUUUGUAAGCUUUAGGAGUGAGUGGGUCCUUACAUUGAUUAACUCCUGUUAGGUCUUGGUUGGCUGUAGAUCCAAGCCCAGCUGUUUGCUACUUCUCCUGUGGGGUAAUUACACGUGUACAGAGAGAGGUUGUCGAGUACCUGACAAUGGUUGACAGUUUACAUUCGGCUCUCUUCUCUCAGAUACCUUACAGGUGUCUGCUUUCAUAAGUCUCCCUGGUUUUCUUUUUGUGAAAAAUUUACGAGUAAGCCUCUAGGUGCGGUUAAAAUGCUAAUCAAGUAAAUUAAUGAACAGUGUUGUUUCUUCAGUGGUGAGGGGACCAAGUGGGUUAGGGUUUGUAUGAAAGCUUUUUGGCUUGACUGAAAAUUUUUAGCUUGAAACACAAGUCACAGAAAUUCAGGGUUGACAUAAAUGUAUCCCAUGAUUCCUUGCACCAUGCUGUGAUCCAUAUGUAUCCCCAUUGAUGUAUGAAGGGAGGACCUGCACCCAGCAAAAUGACACAGGGUGCCUGUACAGGAAAUGUGCAUUUUAUUCCAAACCAAAAUUUUAUUGGGGAUGUUUUAAAUAUGUGGUAUGGUUUGUCUCUUGCCUGGGAAUGGAAUGUUCAGUGGGAGAAUUGACUUCAUACAUGUACUUGUCAUUUAACUACAAAUUUAUUGUUGGAGUGGAGGAGUAAAACUGGAUUUUUCAGAAAUAUAAAUGUUGAUGCACAGUGGAUUAGGGAUGCGUUCAUGACCAAAAUGACAAAAUUCAAGUUGAUAUUUGAACCCUUGGUGAUUGAAUGACAGUUGUAUGCACCUUUUAUGUUGCUUUAUUUGUUCUGCUGAACUAAAGUAUGCUGCAUAAAAAAAUUUAGUUGGUGUAGGAAGGAGAAAGAUUUUGUGCAGACUUUAUGAAGUUCCUGCUCUCUCUAGUGCCUUUAUAUGUAUAUGUAUGUAAAUGUUAGUGUGGAAAAAUUAAAUGUGUUUUCUUGUUGCUGAUAACUGCCCCCCCCCCCCCCCCCCUUUUGUUUUCUGUAGCAUAACUCACUGGGCGAUAAUGAAGGAACUCGUUUAAAAAAAGUGUAGGUUUACAUUUCAGUGUGAGAUUUUAAUGAAAAUUGAUUUGAAACCUCAACAAUGAAGGCUCCGUAUAUAUGAACACAGUAUUUAUGGGUGCGAACUUGAGUAAAAAGUGAUGUCUGCAUGACAGAGACACUUCUUUUUUUUUUUUAGGGUAUUUUCUUCACAAGAUAAAACUUUGGUGUUUGAAAAAUUCAUUAAUGUCUCCGUAGAAUAUCUGUUUGGAGUGUAAGCAUUUCCUGGAAGAGAAAUUUGUGCUGAGGUGAAGAAUACUAACCUUUGAAUUUGAAUAUUCAUCUUUGCUUGAAAACUAAAUGUUGGGCUUUGCUUGAAAACUGAAUGUUGGGCUUUGCUUGAAACCUGAAUGUUAGGUUUUGCUUGAAAACUAAAUGUUGGGCUUCGCUUGAAAACUGAAUGUUAGGUUUUGAUUGAAAACUAAAUGUUGGGCUUUGCUUGAAAACUGAAUGUUAGGUUUUGCUUGAAAACUAAAUGUUGGGUUUUGCUUGAAAUCUGAAUGUUAGGCUUUGCUUGAAAUCUCUAUAUUGGACUUUGAAAUUUGAAUGUUGAGGUUUUUAUCUGAAUAUUGGGCUUUCUUUGAACUCUAAAUGUUGGUCUUUGGCUGGACUAUGAGUAUGGGUUUUUAGUUGGAAUAGGUUCUCCAAGCCAGAGUAGGUGAGGUGCAGACACAAGGCAAUGGUGUGACAGUUGUCAAAUACAUCCAUGCAUUGUGCAAACGCGUAAGAACAUAACUCCUAAAGCAUAAACCCUGUUAACUGUUAUGAACCUUAUGUUGUGUGUAUUUUUGUUACAAGUAAGCCCUAAUGGUCACAGGUUUCUGCUUACCUGUACAUUAUCUGUAUACCUUUGUGUAUUUGUGCACAUUUCAUACAUUGUGAAAAAAAAACCAAAAAAAAAACAAAAGAAAAUUGUUCACAUGCUUGUAUGCACGAGGAUAAUGUGAGAAAAUAUUUGCAUUAAUUGCGUUUGUCUUUUCAUCUCUCCUCCCAAUAAAUUCUGCUGUGUUUUGUUUGCAAGACUAUUUUUGAUGUACAAAAAGUGUAAUAUAUGAUAGAUGAGAAAUGUGAGAAUAUGCGAGGUUGUCAUUAAGGGAUAGAUUGUCUUUUUAUCUGUCAUCUGUCUAUAUACGAUACAAAAAAGAGGGUUGUGUGGUAGAAUUUUUUAAAUCUUGAAUGAAAAAGGAUACUUUAUAUAUAUAUAUGUACAAUAAAGCUGUGUUGAAAUGAAUUCAGUCACCAGACAUACAUGUGUGUGAAUGAAGCAGUGGCUAGAUAAAGGGUUAUAUAGUCAUCCCUUCUCUCUGCAUAUUAUUAAUUAAUUGACUGAAUAUUACAUUCUUAUAGAAUAAUAAUAGUGUGAAUCUAAAUAUAUUGUAUAUGUUGUUGUAUUAUUUAU
Molecule: messenger RNA, 7213 nt
Organism: Liolophura sinensis
Lineage: Eukaryota; Metazoa; Mollusca; Polyplacophora; Chitonida; Chitonidae
Product: protein unc-119 homolog B-like
Exons: 5
Coding region: 242-937 (231 amino acids)
Biological process (GO): nervous system development; lipoprotein transport; cilium assembly
Cellular component (GO): cilium
Molecular function (GO): lipid binding
Source: RefSeq, a predicted model, not a curated record